Molecule: messenger RNA, 2512 nt
Organism: Neurospora crassa OR74A
Lineage: Eukaryota; Fungi; Ascomycota; Sordariomycetes; Sordariales; Sordariaceae
Product: YEATS family protein
Exons: 2
Coding region: 297-1226 (309 amino acids)
Biological process (GO): regulation of DNA-templated transcription
Source: RefSeq, a predicted model, not a curated record
AACUUUUUUCUCCAUCCUUCAUGCAGGUACCUUGCUGGUGGUGGCACUUUUGUAAUCCUGUAAUCAUCAUUUUGUUCUCUUUGCGCCAUCUUCACUUCUUCAAGAAUCACGCCUCCCGUACACAGUCAUCUAGUCGUAUUCAGGUCUGAUAAACGACUUGCGUUUGCCCAGCUAUAUCGCUAUAGCUAUAGCUUUACCAGUUGGCCUACCGCGUCUGUCGAAACCACCGCGAAACAGCGCGAAUCUCCACACUUCGAACAGCUUCAACCUAUCCAUAACCAUCACCGCCAAACAAGAUGGCACCACCUACAGGCAAGCGUGUCAAGGGCGUUCAAAUAUUUCGACCCUUCGUUUACGGAACAACAGCACGGCCCUUCGACGAAAAGACCAACCCCAAACCACCCGGCAUUCCAGAUGAUCACACGCACUCCUGGACCGUUUUCAUCAAGGGCAUCGACGAUGUGGACAUUACGUACUGGCUUCGGCGCGUUCAGUUUAAGCUUCACGAGUCCAUUCCAAACCAUGUUCGAAUGGUAGAAGGGGUCAAAGGCCAACCCUUCCAAAUACACGAGACCGGCUGGGGUGAGUUCGAAAUCACCAUGAAGCUGUACUACGUCCCCGAAUCCUCCGAGAAGCCUCAAACGCUCUAUCACCAUCUGCGCCUGCACCCAUUCGGCCGCACCGAAGAAGAGAAGGAGGCUAUGCGCCUCAACGGCGGCGAGGUCAUUUCCUGGGUAUACGAGGAACAGAUCUUCAACGAACCCUACGAGCCCUUUUACGAUAUCCUCAUCUCCGGCGCCCUCCCGCCAUCGGCUUCAACACUGAAAGACGGCGGCGGCGGCGGCGGUAGUGGCGCCGCGACGCCGACCAGUGCGAACACGCCCGGGGCGAGCAGCAGCAAGGGCGGAAAUAAGAAAGGGCACGAGAGGAGUCACUCGCGGGCUAGUGUGAGCACGAACAAGGACGGGAAGAACAAUAACGAGUCAAAAGAGGAGCCGUUCGUGAUACAAAAGUCCGAGGGAGGCGUGCUGGAGAGGAGCGCGAUGAUCCCUCUGGUUAAUAGACCCGGGCAGCCGUUCAGUCGGGAGACGGAACAGUUGGAGAUUCAGAAGCUCAAGGAGGCGAAGCUAAAGGUGGAUGAGAUGAAGAAGCAGAUGAUGGAGGAGUUGGAGAAGAAGCAGAAACGGCUGGAGGCACUGAGGGCGGAGAGCGCUAAGGCUCCCUAGAAGGAAGUCGAGGAGCGUUCAGCGCAGAAGGCAGCUCGGAGGCGGCGUUCCCGUGUGGCAUCUGAUCCGGAUUAUGUUGAGUAAAGGGAGUUGUGGCGUUCAUGGGUGCUAAACAGCCAGGGUGUCACAAAUUGCAUUGCUAGUGUUGGGUAAGGAAAAACGGCGCUUUAUCGUUCAUCAUUUAGGGUUGUUCAAGGCCAGCACGGCACCGAACCAUCACCAUUACAAGUGCCCAUCCAUCUCCCUUGAAAGCCCAUGACAACAUCAAUGGCAUAAACUCUCAGGCCGCCUCCCCUGCCCCAACCUCCAUGAAACACCUCGUCCGGAUCCUCGGCACCUCCACCCCCUCAUAAUACCCCCCCUCUUUCAACACCUCAUCCAUCCCCUUCCAAUACUCCAACUUAGCCUCCCAAUUCUUCUUAUCCAAAUCCGCCAGCUUGGCUUCCACCUUCAAGCCUGCCUUCGAGUCUUCCGAUAUUCUCACAAAACAGGUACAAUCCCUCAACGUCAUCGCCAACGCCAGCUUCUCCUGGUCACUCGUCCCCUCCGGCGCCGGGUCCAAGCUCUCUUGCGCGUCCCGCAGCUUGGGCAGCAACGAAUUGCUUUGCAGCCAGUGAACAAGCGCGACGCGGUAGCGCUCGUCUACUUGGUCCAUUCCUGGCCUGCCAUCGUCCUCGCCAUCCAGAGAAACAGCCGGUUGCACACCAACGGGAUUCUCCCUCGUCGCUGGCUUGGUGUCCAAUGAAGCGGAGAUGGCAGAAAGGUUCAUGGAUGCGAUGACUCGGGCUAGAGAGCAGGGCGAGGAUUGAGCGGCUAGGUACUCGAGGGGGCAGAACGGUGGCUCGUGGCUAAGGGCACAGGAGGAGUUUUGGUCGGAGGAAGCGGAGCGAAGCGAUUUGUGUAGGCGGUAGGCUUCGCGGGCACAGUUACGGCAGCGCGUGGCGGUAGAGGGGGCGGAGGGGGAAGGGGUGAGCCAUUUGGGUUUGAAUUCUAGAAGGAAGUCUAAUGGGGAUUCUGUGGAGGGGGGAUUUAAGUUAGAGACAAAAGUACUGGAGGGAAAGCGGAGAAGGGUGAAGAGGGACGAACUCUUCCUCAUAUCCUCAACCAACAUGCCAUACUCGGCCUCGGCCACCUUGGUACCCUGGAAAUCUGCCCUACGCUGGGCGUCUUCAUUUUCAAGAAUUGCAUUGAGUUGCGAGACGACGGAAUUGUUUAGACGAAUGAGGUACUGCUGUACUAGGUCUUCCUGGGGGUUAUCGAAGAGUGGACUGAUGGAUGACUCCCAG